Molecule: messenger RNA, 669 nt
Organism: Entrophospora sp. SA101
Lineage: Eukaryota; Fungi; Glomeromycota; Glomeromycetes; Entrophosporales; Entrophosporaceae
Source: the annotation of a GenBank genome assembly
AUGAACCAAAAAUCUGUAUUAAUUUAUAAUGCAAGUCAAAAAUAUCCAACUUGUGCACUAUUAUCAGAUAUGAUUGGAGAAGCUUUAUUUCAGGAACCUGAUUUGUUAUUAAAAUCAGUUGAUUAUGUUGAUUUAGAAUUUGAUACGUUGGUUUGGUUACUUCAACGAGAUGAUCUGUCGAUGAGUGAGAUGGAAAUCUGGAGACAUGUAGUUCAAUGGUGUUUGAAUAAACUUGAUAGAAAACUUGAUACAGAUCUUAAAAAAUGGAAUGAUCAAGACUUUGAUGAAUUUCAAAAGGUUAUAGGCCCAAUAUUACCUUAUAUUCGUUGGUGCCAAAUUAAAAAAGAAGAUUUUAGUAAACAAGUUGAUGAUUUUAAAAAGAUAAUACCUGAUGAAUUAUAUGAAGUAAAAGAUGAUACGAUAGUGCCUUCACCAACUUAUACGAAGUCUACAACUAGAAUACCAUCGGUACUCAUUACUCCUAAACAAGCUGCAAAAAUUGCAAGUUGGAUUGAUGGGUUAGAUCUUAAAUCCAAAGAAUUUUAUGAUGCACGUAAUAUACCAUAUGAUUUCAACCUGAUUGUUAGAGGCAGUAGAGAUCAAAAAUUUUAUCAAAACACUUUUUCACAGAAUAGAUGUGUUGUAAUUAUUAAACCAUUCUCUUGUUAA